AGGACCGGGGACCCGCCGGGGCGGGGGCCGCUGGCCCGGGGCGGCGGGGGCUCGUCCCGCCUCGCAUCCCAAGUUUCUGCGGCGCGGCAGCCGCCGCUCGGGGCGGCGGGAGUGCCGGGGAGCCGUGCCGGUCUCGCUGCCCGCUCGUCGGCCGGGGCGGCGGGCGGGCUGUCCCGCCGUGGCCGCUGACCUCGGUAGGUGGGGGCCGCCCCGGCCCGCCGCGACCUUCCCCCUGUGCCUUCCCCAGGCGCCCGCCGAGAGCCGGCCGUCCCGCGCCCGCGGAAGCAGCGCAGGGCGGCAGGAUGAAGGGGUACCUGGACCAGCAGGUGCCCUUCACUUUCCCGCAGCCUCCGGGCCAGGCGGCUCCCGGCGGCGGAGCUCCGAUGUGCGCUAGAAAGAGACCCGGGGACCCGCGCUUGCCGCCGGCGCAGGAUUCGGAAGACCUCUUCCAGGACUUGAGCCAGUUCCAGGAGACUUGGCUGACAGAAGCUCAGGUUCCAGACAGCGAUGAGCAAUUUGUGCCUGACUUUCAUUCAGAAAACUUAGCUUUUCACAGUCCUGCUAAGAUUAAAAAGGAGCCACAGAGUCCCUCCUCGGACCCCACACUGUCCUGCAACCAUAAGCAGCCAUUCCAGUACCACAAUGGCGAGCAGUGCCUUUAUGCCAGUGCCUAUGAUCAACCCAGACAAGUUGGAAUCAAGUCCCCCAACCCAGGAACCCCGAUACAGUCACCGCUCCAACAGUUCCCUAGACAGGACAGGAGCUUCCUGACCCCUGCGGGGCCACCCCACCCCACAUCCAGCUGUGGAUACCUCAACAAAAACUGCUCUGCAUACCAGCCACCUGUGGAGAUGUGCCGUUCCUUCCCUUCCUCCCAGGGCAUGGCCCAGGAAGACCCCAUUGCCUACCAGCGCCAGAUACCUGAGCCCUGCCUCCAGUACCCUCCUCAGGGCUUCAAACAGGAGUAUCACGACCUGCGGUAUGAGCAAGCAAGCCGGGCGGGCAGGGGCUGUCAGUACCCAGCAGCUGUGGUGAUCAAACAGGAGCAGGUGGACUACAUGUAUGACUCAGAUGUUCCUGGAUGUCCUUCCACGUACAUAAAUGUUGAGAGUCACUCAAGCCAUUCAAAUACAGAAGAUACAUUAGGCUGCAGCUAUGACAAGCAGAUGAGGUCCUUUACUGAUGAUGUCUGUGUUGUUCCAGAAAAAUUUGAAGCAGGUGACAUCAAGCAGGAAGCUGGAGGGUACCGGGAAGGACCUCCAUACCAGAGACGGGGAUCUCUCCAGCUCUGGCAAUUUCUUGUGGCUUUAUUGGAUGAUCCAACCAAUUCCCAGUUCAUUGCCUGGACUGGUAGAGGGAUGGAGUUCAAGCUCAUUGAGCCAGAAGAGGUAGCAAGGCUGUGGGGUAUCCAAAAGAACCGUCCAGCCAUGAACUAUGACAAGCUGAGCCGAUCCCUUCGCUACUAUUAUGAGAAGGGCAUCAUGCAGAAGGUGGCUGGAGAGCGCUACGUCUACAAGUUUGUGUGUGAGCCUGAAGCCUUAUUUUCUCUGGCCUUCCCUGAUAAUCAGCGGCCAACUCUGAAGGCAGAGUUUGACCGGCAGAUCAGUGAGGAGGACACAGUGCCUCUUUCUCACCUGGAUGACAAUGCCACUUACCUGCCAGACCUUGGAAACCUCCCUCCACAGCUUUACAGCAAAGGCUACACAUACUAGCAUUGCUGGGAGCACACUGUGCCACCCUUGCUUGUGUAUAUGAGGAGAUGUCUGGCUAGUAUUCAGUACAAGCAUUUUUUUAGGCCAGCCUAGAGUGGGAUUAAACAACGAAUACCUGCUUUGAUCAGGAAAAGUGUUCAGGUACAUAUGUGGAUAAUCACCUGACUAUUAACAGGGCUUUUGUGUGCUUGUGAUAAGACCCUCACGUUUGUCAGGAUGGGACUCAUUCUCAGCGAUGCAGACAUCUGAGCAGUGGAGCUGCAGCUUCAGCAGCAUAUCUGGUAACUGCUGCCUCCAGACAGAACAAACGAGCCUGUGGCAGUUCCUGUCUUUGGUGAGGGAGAAGAUGCCGUGUCCUACUGGGCUUUUUUCAGGUUUGAGAAUGCUAUAAUGCUGCUGCUGACUCCAUCCCUCCAGUACAUGUACUGAACCUCUGUAUAACCUGCUUUCAGCAAGGGAUGAUUCUGACCCAUGUGGAGUCACCUCUAAAGGCCAGUCAAGCCUUCCCAGGAUGGCUGCAACACAGUGGUCACAGAUCAUAUGCCUUGCCUGUGAACUGCUUUGUGGGAAUGUGGAAUACUUUUUGUCUUGUAUGUGCAUGCUCCUGCCUUAUCACCUUGCUCAUAACACUUCAUGCCAGGGCUAUCUGGUACUUGGGCGCUGUGUCUGAGCGGGGUAGCUGGAGGCACUGACCAGGAUUAGAGCAGUCCUGGAGUAUAUGGCACAACACACAAUUUAGGGGAACUCCAGAUGCCUGAUUGCACUGGUCUGGGGCAGAGGUCAAAGCCAGGUAGGGGGCUUACAGGAGGCAGCAAGGCCUGAGCCACCAGUUAAUUGUAGUGUUGUGGCUUUUCCAAACUGAACUUCUACAGCCAUCCUCAGCAUCUUUGAAGACCUGUCAAGGUCUUGAGUGUGCCCAUCCUGGGCCUGGCUAGAAAAUCAUCUGAGACAAGAAAAGAACGUUGUAGAGGUGUGUCAAGAAAAUGCUUUACAAAGUAAUCUAAACCAUACGUAGUCCUUCAUAUCUGAAUUUAGACUUAACCUCCACAGAUACUUGCAUGCUUGAGGGAAAUCCUCAUGUGUUGGAAAGGCAGCUAUCUGCAGCCCAAUGCAGCACAUGUAACUUAACUAGACUUUGACUGGUUUUCCACAAUAGAAGACAUUUAUAAUGGGCACCACUUCCUCAUUGAGAGGUGCCUCACUUUUUAAUUAAAAGCUCUGACCAUGUGCCCAGUUAGACAAGGGGCAGUACAAUGUACACAUACAGAAAAAGCCUGUUUCUGAUCGAUGUUCCGGAUGCCGAAUACAGAAUUGCCAAUCCUGCCAAUGUGGUAGCCUGUAGAGAAUAUUCUAUAUGUUUGAUUGAAAGCCUGAUUUCCCCCGAUGACUCCCCUGCAUGGCUAAUGCCAGCCGUCCCAGCCUUUUCCCUGGGCACGAGGGCCAGGAAAGGCAGCUCCCCCUGCCUGAGGAGAGGCCAGAUACUUAGGGUAGCCUGCCGUGCUGGUACUUCUGCAUGCUCUGUGCGGUCCAGAGACUCGGUGUUCUGGCAGCUCCUGGCCCCCCUGCCUUGCCCUCCUCCCACCUGGCAAGCACACUUCCUCUGGUGUCCCAGAAGUGAGGGUAAAGGGGAACCCUUCCAUUGGUAUAAGCUGCCUUUACUAUUUAUUAGUGUAAAAAUACUAUAAUUAAUAAAUUGAUCUAUGUCUUUG
Molecule: messenger RNA, 3421 nt
Organism: Tyto alba (common barn owl)
Lineage: Eukaryota; Metazoa; Chordata; Aves; Strigiformes; Tytonidae
Gene: ETV4
Product: ETS variant transcription factor 4
Exons: 12
Coding region: 303-1712 (469 amino acids)
Biological process (GO): regulation of transcription by RNA polymerase II; cell differentiation
Cellular component (GO): nucleus
Molecular function (GO): DNA-binding transcription factor activity, RNA polymerase II-specific; sequence-specific DNA binding
Source: RefSeq, a predicted model, not a curated record